GGCGAAGAAUUCUCGUCACCUUUGGAAAAGGUUUAAUACAGUGCAAAACUACUCUGAAACCAAAUAAUCUCUUUUUCUCUCUCUCUGUCUCUUUCUGAUAAAGAAUAUGUCGAUGGUUCCAAAAGCAAACCCCUUCGAGGACUCCCCUUUCACGGCGCUUUCCACCUCCGGCCUUUCCGGGCACGGGUCGUUUCGGAGCGGGCAGUUCAAGUGGGAGGAGACGGCGGAGGCGCACGUGCUGAAGGGCGAGGUGCCGGGGCUGAGGAGGGAGGAAUUGAAGGUGGAGAUAGAAAACGGAAGAGUGCUUCAGGUGAGCGGAGAGAGGGUGGUGGAAACAGAAGAAGACAGCGACUCCUGCCGCCGCCUCCACCGCGGAAUCUCGAAGUUCAAAAACUGUUUCACAAUCCCUCCUCAUACCCAACCCGAUCGUAUGAUGGCCUCCAUGGAAAAUGGCGUUCUCACCAUCACUCUGCCAAAGCUCAACCCUCCCAUCGCCAUUUCCAACUGAUAACUUAACAACAAUUCUUAUCAUAUCUACUCUCUUCUCUUCAUAUGUAAUA
Vigna angularis (adzuki bean) is the source of this 560-nucleotide messenger RNA. Its product is annotated as 17.4 kDa class I heat shock protein-like. The record is from RefSeq and is a predicted model, not a curated record. Gene Ontology annotation, biological process: response to heat; response to salt stress; protein complex oligomerization. Lineage: Eukaryota; Viridiplantae; Streptophyta; Magnoliopsida; Fabales; Fabaceae. The coding region runs from base 107 to 508 and encodes 133 amino acids. The transcript has a single exon.